Messenger RNA from Clunio marinus, 318 nucleotides. The record is from the annotation of a GenBank genome assembly. Lineage: Eukaryota; Metazoa; Arthropoda; Insecta; Diptera; Chironomidae.
AUGAAAAGUUUUAUUCCUUUAUUUGUGUUACUCCUUAUCUCCCAUAAACUGGAAGCACAGAACUGUCCGCCAGGGAGAACACCUGGAAUAAUCAACGUUUGCAGGCAUCCAAGAGCACGUGACUGUAUUGGUGUCGGUAGUGGAAAUACUUGUGAAAAUCUUGGUGUUGGAUCAUUUGAUUCAGGAUUCACAUCUGGACUUUAUCAAUGUACAAUUUAUUCGGGGUUAGGCUGUCGUGGAGAUUCAGAGAAAGUGGACAAAGUUGGACCAAACAAAUUCAGAUUAAAUCCAAGAUCAAUUCUAUGUCCAUGCGUUUAA